AUGCAUCCAUUUAGUCCAUUAGCAGAUAUGGUUAUUAGAAUGGAAUUUAAUAGAUUAACACAUUUAGGAAGAUGUAAUGGGAAUCCACAAGUAGGUAAAAUUAUAAUUAAACCACCAAAUCAAAAAGAACAAAUAUCAAAUGUAUUUACAUUUAAUAAAUCUACAAAAAUAUCAGAAACUUUUAUUAUUAAAUGUAAACCAGGAGAUAAAAUUGAAUUUAAAGUAGAAGAACCAGGAUUAUUAUCUAAUACUACAAUUGAUAAAUCAUCUAUUACUAUUCCUGACUUUAAAGAAGGUGAAAAAUCUGAAGAACAUUUACCAGGAAAAAAAGGAAGUACAUUUGAUUGUAAAAUUCAAUGUAUUAGAAGUGUUUAUCAUAAUGUUUUUCCUCAAUUUAUUCCUCAAGAUAAUGAUUUUAUUAAUGAAAAUGAAAUGAAAUUUUAUCUUUAUUUUGAUAAAGCAGAAAAAAUUAAAGCUGGUGAUAUUGGUGGAACUAGUACUCUUAGUGAAGAAAUUAUUUUCCAUUUGUUCGAUAAAGACACUCUCACUUCUGAUGAUCAUUUAGGUGAUGCUAAAUGGAAAAUUGACCCAUUAUUUAAUAAUCAAUGGAAAAAAUUUAAACUUCAAAUUGAUAAAAAAUGUUCUCUCUGUAUUGAAGUUAAACGUGUUAAAACUUUAAGUCUUACUUAUAAAAGACUCCUUGGUUUACCUGUUCCUUCUACUCAAUUCCAAGGUUAUCCUCAACAACAACCAUAUCCUUAUCCUCAACAAUAUCAAUACCCACCACCACAAGGUUAUCCUCAACAACCAGGUCAAUAUCCACCACAACAAAGUUAUCCUCAAUACCCACCACAAGGUUAUCCCCAAUAUCCACCACAAGGUUAUCCCCAAUAUCCACCACAAGGUUAUCCCCAAUAUCCACCACAAGGUUAUCCUCAACAACCAGGUCAAUAUCCACCACAACAAGGUUAUCCUCAAUACCCACCUCAGGCUUAUCACUCUCAAGCUGCUGGUGCUCUUCCAAAGAAAUAA
Entamoeba histolytica HM-1:IMSS is the source of this 1032-nucleotide messenger RNA. RefSeq lists its product as uncharacterized. Lineage: Eukaryota; Evosea; Mastigamoebida; Endamoebidae. The coding region runs from base 1 to 1032 and encodes 343 amino acids. The record is from RefSeq and is a predicted model, not a curated record. Gene Ontology annotation, biological process: positive regulation of gene expression. The transcript has 2 exons.